Molecule: messenger RNA, 1255 nt
Organism: Python bivittatus (Burmese python)
Lineage: Eukaryota; Metazoa; Chordata; Lepidosauria; Squamata; Pythonidae
Product: F-box only protein 44-like
Biological process (GO): SCF-dependent proteasomal ubiquitin-dependent protein catabolic process; glycoprotein catabolic process; ERAD pathway
Cellular component (GO): SCF ubiquitin ligase complex; cytoplasm
Molecular function (GO): ubiquitin protein ligase activity; protein binding
Source: RefSeq, a predicted model, not a curated record
AUGCAAAUGAGUUAGCCGGGAUUCCCUUCCCUGCUGUCCACAAGGAGAGGCAGAGGGAGGGAGGCAUUCCUCCUCUUCCUCCUGAUGGUCAAGAAGCCAGCCAGUCCUUCUUGGCACAAACAUGGCAAGCAUUCAAGACCUGCCUGAAGACAUCUUGCUGAUCGUGCUGCGCCAGCUCCCGAUACGCGAGCUGAUCUGGAACUGCCGGCCGGUUUGCUCACGGUGGCGAGACAUCGUGGACACUUCUCUUCUGUGGAGGUUCAAGUACCAGGAGGAGGACGCCAACCUGAAGAUGCCCAAGACAUUCUACAUUUUCUGCCACCUGGAGAAGAACUUAAUCAAGAAUCCUUGUGGCGAAGAAGGAUUAGACUUCUGGGACACCGCAAUGCCUUCAGACGGGCAGUGGAAAAUUAAGGACGUCCCCGAACAAGAUUCAUCGAAGCUCCAGGCCUGGGACUUUCUUCAGAGGAACAUUUAUAUAAAAGAUCAAGACAUACCCUAUCAAGAAGUUAAAAAAUGUUUCGCUGUAUAUAAUGGGCUCUGCACAAAGUCUCAGCUCAUCAGUUUGAGGGAUGAAGGUUACUGGGAUCAGCUGAUGGAUGAUGGGAGACCCACAAUUGUGGUGAAGGACUGGUUUUACAGCAGCUUCAACAGCCACUACGAGUUGUGUGUGAAGCUGUUGUCUGCCGAUUUCAAGGUCAUCAGAGAGUAUCACUCCAAAGACAAGUACAAAUACGAUUCCGAGUACAGCGACGAAUGGCGGCAGGUCUCACAUGCUUUCCACAAUGUCCCUCCUGGAAUCCGCCACAUCUUCUUUCAGCACCAAGGCCAGAAUUUUAAUUGGCAGCAAUCCAGAUGUGGCGCCAAACUAAUGAAAUGCUUGAAGAUGGCCACACAGAGGAGCAAAUCAAAAAGAAUGAGGAUUACCAAAACUAGCAUCACCAUCGGACCAUUUUCUCUAGACAAGGCCUUGUACAACAGACACGGCCGAGACAUUAGACACUGUCACUUCAGCAAAUGCCCCUGCCGUGGGAACUAUAUUCAUUUGUGAAUUUUGCCUGCUUGGUCUAGGCAAAGUGUAGAUGGGGUGUCUGCCACUGACCAGUUUCAAAUGUUUUCUGCUCUUCGUAAGUUGUGUAAGUUUGGUACAAGCUUCAGAUAGAGCAGAUGCAAAAAAAAAAAAAUAAUAAUCUUGUUCUUGCAACUCUUUUUCUCCCCCAGAAGAUAAACAGAAGUAUUGGAACUGGAAACAGGG